GAAUAAACGACUGCAAAUUGUAGAACUUUUCAAGAACGCUCUACAAUUGGGCACACCUUCGCUAUGUUCUCCGUCAUUACGAGGGCUGCUGUUGGCCGUGCGGUGACAGGCUCAACAAGAUGCAUGACCUCAAUACCUCCACGUAACCCGACACCAUCCUCCGCGUCGUCCUCAACACCUGCACCUGAUGAACCGUCGGGGGCUUCGGAACAGCAAGUACCUGUACAAGAGCCAGUAACCAGGCAGUCGAGCGUUCCGAGUUUGGAUUUCUCGCCAACAGAUCCGAGCGAAGGACAAGGAAGAACUGGAGCGCGGUCCUCAAAAGAUACGUUGUCCUCAGCGGACCAACAAAGACGGAAUUUCGGACGUGUCACAGCAGUCUUGUUUUUGCUGGGACUGGGGCUCAAUACGGUUUAUAUGGGCAGAGAAUGGAGUGAGGAGGAACUCAAGGCAAAGAAACUCACGAUUAAAAACGCGCCCUCUACUCGCUGGGGACGUACCAGGCAACGUUUCUCUGAUUUCUUCAGCUAUUUCAGCGAACCUGCAUGGGAUGAGCUAUUACCUCCACCUUACCCACCACCCCACGGAAAACCCUACACUCUUUUACUUUCAGUUGAUGACCUUUUAGUAACGUCAACGUGGGAUCGCCAACACGGGUGGAGAACUGCAAAACGUCCAGGGGUGGAUUAUUUCUUGGCUUACUUGUCCCAAUUUUAUGAAGUUGUUAUCUUCACGACGCAAUACUUUUAUACAGCUCAACCGAUCCUAGAUCAACUUGAUCGUUAUAAUUUCUAUAUUACUCACCGACUGUAUCGAGAGGCAACGCGCUCCCAAAACGGUCAAAUUGUCAAAGAUCUAUCGUUUCUCAAUCGUGACCUAUCAAAAGUGAUUCUACUCGAUACCGAGGCCUCUCAUGUAUCCACCCAUCCUGAAAACGCUAUUAUCAUUCCGAAGUGGAAGGGCGAUCCCAAGGACCAUGGUCUGGUCGAUAUGGUCCCUUUCUUGGAAUCUAUUGCGAUCUACAAACCUCAAGACGUACGACCUAUAUUAACGGCGUAUCAAGGGAAGAAUAUUCCUGUCGAAUACGCAAAGAAAGAAGCGGAAGGAAAAGCCAGACACAUUGAGGAGUGGAAACAAAACAAGGGAACGAAGAGCAACUCAGUCGGUAGUUUCUUCGGACUUUCGAGUACUCGCUCGGAUGCCAACGCUCCCCCUAGUUAUCUCGAGCAAAAGAGGAAAGAAUACCAGCUGACGUAUAAGGAAGAGCAGGCCUAUCUUGCCAAAAAUAAGGACUACCUCGAGAAGCUGUUGAAACAAGAACAAGAGAUGAUGGCCGCUCAAGUUCCUAAAAACCUGUGGGAAGCGAUUGAUCAGAUGAGAGGUAAUGCGCCUCCAGGGGCGAAUCCUCAUUCUCCUGACGCGUUUCCUCCUCCACCACCUCCAUCAUCUUCCUCUGGUGCAUCACGGACAUGAGGCGAGUGUUCGGGAUGGAGGUGAUGUUGUAGAUGUUGUAGAUGACCUCGGGUUGCCACAUAUCUCCUUAGGAUAUAGUAAUAAGGAACACAUAUUUACACGUGUGUUGCUGUUAAUCUCUCACCCCACUCUUUUACUUAGAAUGGCUGAGAUUAACACGAGGAUAUGGCCUUAUGGACACUGGACGCAGCAACCCACGGUCUGCUAUCAGUAUCACUUAAGUACUUACCACACAACGUAUAGGAGCGUCCUGAAACAGC
Messenger RNA from Marasmius oreades (fairy-ring Marasmius), 1733 nucleotides. RefSeq lists its product as uncharacterized. The record is from RefSeq and is a predicted model, not a curated record. The transcript has 8 exons. The coding region runs from base 64 to 1473 and encodes 469 amino acids. Gene Ontology annotation, molecular function: phosphoprotein phosphatase activity. NCBI's taxonomy places the organism in Eukaryota, Fungi, Basidiomycota, Agaricomycetes, Agaricales, Marasmiaceae.